AUGAGGCUUCAAGAAAAAUAUGGAGAUGUGUUCACAGUGCACUUAGGACUGAGGCCAGUGGUCGUGUUAUGUGGGACACAGACCAUAAGAGAGGCUCUGGUGGACCAUGCUGAGGCUUUCUCUGGCCGGGGGACAAUUGCUGGGCUUGAGCCAGUUUUCCAGGACUAUGGUAUAUUCUUUUCCAGUGGAGAACAGUGGAAGACCCUUCGACGAUUCUCUAUGGCCACCAUGAGAGACUUUGGGAUGAGAAAGAAGAGUGUGGAGGAGAGAAUAAAGGAAGAAUCCCAAUGUUUGGUGGAGGAACUGAAGAAAUACCAGGGAGCCCCCCUGGAUCCCACCUUCCUUUUCCAGUGCAUCACAUCCAACAUCAUCUGCUCCAUUGUCUUUGGAGAGUGCUUUGACUACACAGAUCACCAAUUCCUGCACCUGCUGGAUCUGAUGUAUCAGACGUUUUCACUCUUAAGCUCAAUCUUCAGUCAGGUAUUUGAACUCUUCCCUGGUGUCCUGAAGUACUUUCCUGGUGCCCACAGACAAAUCUCCAGAAACCUCCAUGAAAUCCUGGACUUCAUUGGCCAGAGUGUGGAGAAGCACAGGGCCACUUUGGACCCAAAUGCUCCACGAGACUUUAUAUAUACUUACCUUCUGCACAUGGAGAAAAAGUCAAACCAUUAUACAGAGUUCCAUCACUGGAACCUACUGUCGUCUGUACUCUCUCUCUUCUUUGCUGGCACUGAGACUAGCAGCACCACACUCCGCUAUGGCUUCCUGAUCAUGCUCAAGUACCCUCAUAUCACAGAGAAAGUCCAAAAAGAGAUUGAUUGUGUGAUUGGCUCACACCGGCUACCUACCCUGGAUGACCGCAGCAAAAUGCCAUACACCGAGGCAGUUAUCCAUGAGAUUCAGAGAUUUUCAGAUCUUGCCCCUAUUGGAACACCACACAGAGUCAUCAAAGACACCAUUUUCCGAGGGUACCUGCUCCCUAAGAACACUGAGGUGUUCCCCAUCCUGAGUUCAGUUCUCCAUGAUCCACAGUACUUUGAACAACCAGACAUCUUCAAUCUUCAGCACUUUCUGGAUGCCAAUGGGGCACUGAAGAUAAUUGAAGCUUUUCUGCCCUUCUCCACAGGAAAGCGAAUUUGUCUUGGUGAAAGCAUUGCCCGCAAUGAAUUGUUCCUUUUCUUCACUACCAUCCUCCAGAACUUCUCCGUGUCCAGCCCUGUGGCUCCUAAAGACAUUGAUCUCACUCCCAAAGAGAGUGGUAUUGGAAGAAUACCCCAAGUGUACCAGAUCUGCUUCUUGGCCCACUGA
This is a messenger RNA of Rattus norvegicus (Norway rat), 1308 nucleotides long. The record is from RefSeq and is a predicted model, not a curated record. NCBI's taxonomy places the organism in Eukaryota, Metazoa, Chordata, Mammalia, Rodentia, Muridae.